This is a messenger RNA of Aspergillus japonicus CBS 114.51, 1152 nucleotides long. RefSeq lists its product as uncharacterized. Gene Ontology annotation, molecular function: hydrolase activity, acting on glycosyl bonds. The record is from RefSeq and is a predicted model, not a curated record. The transcript has 2 exons. The coding region runs from base 1 to 1152 and encodes 383 amino acids. Lineage: Eukaryota; Fungi; Ascomycota; Eurotiomycetes; Eurotiales; Aspergillaceae.
AUGCGGUCCUUCUCUUCUCUUUCUGCUGUAGUGCUUUUGGUGCAGCCAUUCCUCGCUGCGGCCGAGACCAAGGUGGUAACAGGGACUACCCAGUCAUGCACAUGGACUGACAAUGCCUUGUCAAAUCCUUCAUUCGACUCCGGAGUUCUUACGCCUUGGGCUGUAUACAAUGGAUAUGGGACUGCAUCGAUUGUCGCCGAUACCUCAGGCGACGGAGGCUACGUGGCAGCGAUGGUUCCCAGCUCAUCUUCAUACGCCGUCCUUUACCAGACCCUGACCGACCUGGUCGCGGGUGAUACGUACUCCUUGUCUUUCGACUACAAAAUCCAGUCCGCAACAAGGUCGGGAACAUGCAAUUUCUACUUUGCCAUCGACGGCAUUGUCGCAUCGAGCCGGAUCACUACGACCGUCAAUGGUUACAUCCAAUACGGCACUACGGAGACCGAUUGGCAGACCUUAUCGACUACCUACGUGCCCACCAGCAGCAGUCUGGACAUGUACAUCCAAGUGAUCUGCAGCUCCGGUAUUCGCGGCAUUGCAGCUCAGCCGACCAUCUACGUCGACAAUACCCAGUUCUCCAACCCCAACAAGGAGAUCGAGAUCUGCACGGAUGUGGCCUAUACCUCGACCAUCACGAUUCUUCCAACCCCAACCGUCACUCCCACGUCGACGCCUGUUGUGACUCCUUCGCAGGCCGUGACAUCCAGCGCCAGUGUUAUUCCGGCAGCAUCCUUCAGCGUCGUCGCAAGCGCGUUCUCCUCGUCCCAGCCGUCUGUACCUUCGCUAGCAUCAUCCUCCGCAGUGGUGCCGUCAUCCAUCAAUUCAAUUCCCACUGCAUCCACCCCUGCCAUUCCAUCGAGCCAUAUCGUCUCUACAUCCCAGACGCCUCAACUGUCCAGCUCACUCACUAUCCCGACUUCUUCCCCCGCCGUGCCUGCGUCCACUCUGAUUCAUUCGAGCCCUGCUGCCGCGCCAUCCUCAUCUACAAUUGUCUCAGUGGCGGGGUCAAGUUCGGUCGCUCGUUCCGCAACGCCCAGCCCCAGUGCAGUCGCAUCGUCUUCCAGUGUAUUUGAAGACGUCGUGACGGUCACAACUACCGUCUACACAACGGAGCUGAUCGUCGAGACCAAUUGCCCUGUCCUGGACUACUGA